AUGGUGAGCAAAAAGUUGCAAUCUAAGAUUGUGUGCAUGGAUGCUACUCUCAAACAAAUUGAAGGGGUUAUCUCAUAUUUUCAAAAAUAUAGAGUCGAAGGCUUCGGCUCUAGUAUUGAGGUUGCAAAAGCCAUUGCUGCUGAUAUGGAUAUAGAGCCGAAAUUUCCUACAAAGCGCCAAAGUAAAAGGAAGAAGCAAUUUGAUGAAACAAGUGAUGAAGAAAUACAGCUAUCAGCUAUGGAAUCAUUUAGAGUCAAUUACUUUAUUGUCAUCGUUGACACGGCAAUUGCUUCAUUGACUAGUCGAUUUGAGCAGCUGAAAACAUUUGAAAAGGUGUUUGGUUUUCUAUUCAACUCAGAUAAUUUGAAGUCCUUGGAUAAUAACGAUCUACGUAAGCAUUGCACUACUUUUGCAGAAGUUUUUUCUCAUGAUAAUUCAUCUGAUGUUGAUCUAGAUGACUUUUUCUCUGAAAUUAAAGUACAGCAAGUAACUCUGCUAGAUGGUUUUAUGUCAGCCCCAGAGAUUCUUCAAUUUGUUACAACUGUAGAUUGCUAUCCAAAUGUCUCUAUUGCAUAUCGGAUCCUCGUAACUGUGUCGGUGACUGUAGCAUCAGCUGAAAGAAGCUUCUCAAAACUGAAACUACUGAGAAAUUGUUUGAGAACAACUAUGUUACAAGAAAGAUUGAAUGACUUAGCUAUGUGCAGCAUUGAGAAAGAUAUCUUGGACAACCUUGAUCUAGAUACGAUUAUUAAUGAUUUUGCAUCAAGAAAUACCCGAAGGAUCUUUUUUGUCAAGAACUGA
This is a messenger RNA of Panicum virgatum (switchgrass), 801 nucleotides long. RefSeq lists its product as uncharacterized. The transcript has a single exon. Gene Ontology annotation, molecular function: protein dimerization activity. Bases 1 to 801 code for a protein of 266 amino acids. Lineage: Eukaryota; Viridiplantae; Streptophyta; Magnoliopsida; Poales; Poaceae. The record is from RefSeq and is a predicted model, not a curated record.